This is a messenger RNA of Lucilia cuprina (Australian sheep blowfly), 1328 nucleotides long. Its product is annotated as leucine-rich repeat extensin-like protein 1. Lineage: Eukaryota; Metazoa; Arthropoda; Insecta; Diptera; Calliphoridae. The transcript is spliced from 2 exons. The record is from RefSeq and is a predicted model, not a curated record. The coding region runs from base 49 to 1083 and encodes 344 amino acids.
CUGAUUUAACAGUUAAGAAGUAGAUAGUGAAGCGAUCAGUCGAGAAAAAUGAAAUUGUUUGUAACUUUUAUAAGUUCUUUGGUUUUGGCCAAUGCCUUGACCUAUAUACCAUCUCCUCAUCGUUUGCGCCGGGAUGUUAGUGAGUUAAGCUAUCAGUAUUUGCCUCCAGCAGCCGAUUUGCAAUUGUCCACCGAUUAUGCUAUUGAAAUUUUGGCUCAACCUGAGGAAACUCAAGAGUCGGCUGUUUUGACACAAGAUGGUUAUAAAUACAAGACAGUGCGUAAAUUGCGUUAUAAGAAGAAACGUGAUGUUUCCCAUUUGAAUUUGGCCUAUUUACCUCCCACACCACCAACAAGGGAAUACUUGCCUCCUGCUCAAAUCAAUGAUUUGUUACCUUCCUCCCCCUCAAAUGAAUAUUUACCACCUGUAGCUGAUGUAAAGCAAAUGGAAAUUGUUACUGAACCACCACAACCCUCUAAAGAAUACUUGCCCCCAGUAGAGAUUAAAGAACCCGAAGUUGUAACUGAAGCACCACAACCUUCCAUAGAAUAUUUGCCUCCUGUAGCCGAGAUCAAAGAAGCCGAAGUUGUUACUGAAACACCACAACCCUCUAAAGAAUAUUUGCCUCCAGUAACAGAAAUUGUCACCGAACCACCGCAACCAUCCAAGGAAUACUUGCCUCCUGUAGUAAAAGAAACUGAGGUGAUCACUGAACCUCCACAAAUUCCCACAAAUGAAUAUUUGCCACCCACUAAUGCGGGUGAAGACAUUUCCCUAUUGCCUUUAGAAACAUCUAGUGAACAAGUUGAAAUUGAAACUAAAGCUCCUGAAGUUGCAGCUCCUAAAGAAACUUCCGCUGAAGUUGUAGAAGCACCUCAAGAUUCUGCUGUGCUAGAAACUGAUGGUUAUCAUUACAAAGUACCCGAAAAAACACCAGAACUAUUUCCCACCAUCAAUCCCACCACCGAAUAUUUUCCACCCUUAGAGGAGGGUGUCGUCGAAGUAGAUGGUCCCACAAAUGGUGAAUCUGCUGUCUUAGAACAAGAUGGCUAUCAUUAUCGUUCCAUUAAACGUCGUUUCUAAUUGUGUAAUAUUGUUCCUAAAUCCAUCAAUCAAUUCAUUUGUUGCUACAAUUAGAUAUUAGUUAAUUAAUUCAUAUUAGAACUAUGAAGUACAUUAUCAUUAUUAUUUACCAUUAUAUACGAAUUUAAUUAAUUACAUCCACACGAACAUUUGUAUUGUAUCUAGAUUUUAUCUUUUUAUCGUUUUUGUUGUUAUUAUUUUUAUUGUACUACCUUCACGCAUAAAUAAACUGUGUUUUCAUAAAA